UAUAAAAAGGCCAAAACAAGUCAAAUUUUAACCGAAAACUAUCAAAAUAUAAAAGAACCCGUGAUGAAUGUUUGAUGGUGGUGGUGGCAGGACUGUGUGUGUGUGUGCGUGUGUGUGUGUGUGUGUGUAGGUGCGUACGUGUGUGUGUGUGUGUGUGUGUGUGUAGGUGUGCGUGUGUGUGUGUGUGCGAGAGCGCCCGCGUGUCAGUUUGUGUGAGCGGGCAUGCGUGCCCACAGUGCAGGGACGACCAACGCGACAGGUACGGUAAGAUUCGCGUUGUGCGUGUCCAUAAUGUAGUUACACUGUCGUUACAACAGAAUACUGCCAAUGUAGACGACCCACCUGGUUAAGUGACGGUGAACAUACCAAAUGUCAG
This is a messenger RNA of Acanthoscelides obtectus, 376 nucleotides long. The record is from the annotation of a GenBank genome assembly. NCBI's taxonomy places the organism in Eukaryota, Metazoa, Arthropoda, Insecta, Coleoptera, Chrysomelidae.